AUGUGGUUGCCUUCUUCCCCCUUUUUCCCUUUCCCUUCUUAUAACCCCUUUGUAAGUAAAAGGCUGUCUUAUCAAACAGGGCCUUUUUUUGAGUCAGGUUUGGAUAGAUCUUUGAUCACACUUCUGUGUGAUAUGUUGGAGCAUUCUAUGAGGGACUCAUAG
Molecule: messenger RNA, 162 nt
Organism: Heterobasidion irregulare TC 32-1
Lineage: Eukaryota; Fungi; Basidiomycota; Agaricomycetes; Russulales; Bondarzewiaceae
Exons: 3
Coding region: 1-162 (53 amino acids)
Source: RefSeq, a predicted model, not a curated record